Molecule: messenger RNA, 4205 nt
Organism: Periophthalmus magnuspinnatus
Lineage: Eukaryota; Metazoa; Chordata; Actinopteri; Gobiiformes; Gobiidae
Gene: ifngr1l
Product: interferon gamma receptor 1-like
Exons: 7
Coding region: 143-1339 (398 amino acids)
Molecular function (GO): protein binding
Source: RefSeq, a predicted model, not a curated record
GCCUGAGUCCGGGCUCUGGAGCUGUUUUGUUCCUCUGCUCAUUCCCACAUGUUCUUGUUCGUGUUUAACGUGAGAAAUGAGGCUCAAACUCCACCAGAACGAGACAAAAGAGGAAGAUUUAGGACAUUAAAGCGACACAAACAUGGAGCAGAGGGUCAUUCUCUUUGUGCUGCUCUGGUGCUGGUGCUGGACCCGAGGGACCGGAGCCAGAGUGCUUCCUCCAGAGAAUGUGACUCUGCUCUGUCAUAACAUGCAGAACACCCUCCACUGGACGUACACGCCACCGACUGAUGGUGUAAAGUUUAAGGUGGACGUCCUGUCAACUCAAAGGAAACCCGUGUUGCUGUGGGUGGAGUCGCCUGCCACCUCCAUAGACCUGUCUGAGUUCUCCGAACCGGAUAACGAGUACAUGGUGCAGGUGUCGGCGGUGAGGGACAGUGAGGAGUCCGAGCCCGUCCCCGAGGAUGGGAUUGAGUAUAGCUACUUCCAAAACUCCGGCACACCACUGAUAUGUAACGUGGACUUCCCUUUAGUCGACGUGACGAGAGACGACCAGCUCCUCCACUUCAGCUUCACCCACCCAGGACUCCUGUAUCCCCCUAGUGGCAAACACGCGAACAUGCGACGACUCCACAGGUUUCACUACCACGUCCAGCUCAUGAACCAGGAUUGGGAAAAUACGUACAGCUGCUCAGAGAGUUUAUGUCGGGGGAAACUUCCGAUCUUGGACGCAGAGAAAAGUUAUUGUUUGAAUAUUUAUGGAGAGAUGAGAAAGAUGUCAGUCCAACCCACAAAGACGUACUGCACCGAGCCUCAGAAAGCAGCAGGAAUCAGUGUUCUUUUCUACGUGUUACCUCUCGUCGUGGCAGGUGGCGCUCUUCUCGUCGGUGUAAUGGUCUUUGUCAAGCAAACGAGGCCGAUGACACUCGAUACAAAAGCUCUGGACUUUACAGGGAGGAGGAGUGUUCCUCAGCAGGACCAAACAUCACUUGUGACCUCAGACUGUUCUUCAGUGCACGUGGAGCGUCCAACCCGUGUUACUGUCCUGCCACCAAACCUGACCUCGCCCUCCGCCCCUCUCCUCACCCAAACCCAGGACACGUCAAGUGACAGUAGCACAGGCUCAGAGGACAUGAGACUACCUCUUGGAAUACCAGGCAAUGAAAACGAACCAGAGUCUGAAGGAGCAGCCGGGGAGCAGGAGGGGGCGCUAGGGGACGGCUACACAGAGGGCAAGUACUUGGAUGGAGAUGAUGAUGAUGAAGAUGAGGAAGAAGAGCCACAAUCCCAUGCAUACGAGCCACACAACAUGACUGUACUGAGCCAUGAUUCAGACUGAAGCAACACGGGGUGACUUCCCCAAAACAAACAGCAUGAAAUGUAAUAGUGGGAUUGUUACAGAGACAUGAGCGGUCUCAAGACCCCCCACCAAAGGCUCUGACCCCCCACCAAAGGCUCUGACCCCCCCACCAAAGGCUCUGACCCCCCACGAAAGGCUCUGACCCGCCCCACUCGCUCCAUCCUCCUGCCUGAAAAUAUUAGAACAGGAAUAACACAUAUAGAAAAGUGCCGUGCUGACCAACCAGGAGAGUCAGGACCAGGGGAUUAGACGGAGGGACAAAGGGGUCUGUUGUCUCAGGCCCCACGGUUUUAGGGGCCCAGAACUGUGCUGUGUGUGUGUUUGUUUUCAAAUGUUUUAAUUUUAUAGUAAUAAUAAUUUUAUACAGUUUUGUUUGGACAAUUGGAGCAAAACUGACUGUAUUUUAAAAGGUAAUGUCACUUUAAAUGAGAGGGUUUGGUUUUAUUUGCACCUUUAGAUUUGACCAGAAUCUUAACCUUAAAAGUGCUUAAUACAUUAAACUGUAUAAAACAUCAUAGAACAUAAAUACAUAAAUACUGUUCUGGCAUCUGGAAAGACCCAAAACUAAAACUCCAGAGUAAAUAAUUUGUACUUCCAGUUCUGUUGCACUGAAAUUUCUCUCAAGUUCAACUAAAACUAGUUUUCCGCAGUAAGAGCUGGCAUCCUGCAGGCAGGAUCGGUCCAGCCUAUAAGUGGACUAAGCAACUGCUUAGGGGCCCGAGGCCACCAGGGGGCCCCCAAGAGCCCAUACUAAUAUUAAUAUAACAUGUAAAGUUUUAUUGGAAACAGGGCUGGUGUGUUUACAGCAGCCUAAAUAUCCCUCUCAAACAAUUAAUUUUUUUUUUUUAUCUAUAGGAGCAAAAUAUCUGCUGUUGUAUGUGUUUUUGAGUCAGGCAAAGGUGUGGGCAACUAUGUGUUUACUCAGUGUAAGGACCCCUUACCCCGAGGUGUGCUGAGGCAGCUGAGGUACAUUUAAAUAGCUGCUUUACAAGUUAGAUUGAAAGUUAUCUAAGCUUAUGUGUAUCUAAAGUCUCAGGCAUCAAAAACACAUUAAGAUGAUUGUUUUGUGAAAGGCAGUUACAGGACUUGAAAUAUCCUGUUACUUAUUUCUUCCUCUAAUGGACAUGACCUGCCAAGAUAAAACAGUGAAGCGGAACGGUGAUAUAAUACUAAAAGUUAUAUAUCUGUGUCACGUGAGCACAGCAUGGUGAGUCUUGCUUUUGAUUGUUGGCUUUUUGUUUCACAGCUUCAGAUAGGCUCCUGUGAAUGUUUAGGCUCCUGUGACGUUUAGGCUCCUGUGACGUUUAGGCUCCUGUGACGUUUAGGCUCCUGACGUUUAGGCUCCUGUGACGUUUAGGCUCCUGUGACGUUUAGGCUCCUGUGGCUCCUGUGACGUUAAGGCUCCUGUGACGUUUAGGCUCCUGUGGCUCCUGUGACGUUAAGGCUCCUGUGACGUUAAGGCUCCUGUAGCUCCUGUGACGUUUAGGCUCCUGUGACGUUUAGGCUCCUGUGACGUUUAGGCUCCUGUGACGUUUAGGCUCCUGACGUUUAGGCUCCUGUGACGUUUAGGCUCCUGUGACGUUUAGGCUCCUGUGGCUCCUGUGACGUUAAGGCUCCUGUGACGUUUAGGCUCCUGUGGCUCCUGUGACGUUAAGGCUCCUGUGACGUUAAGGCUCCUGUAGCUCCUGUGACGUUUAGGCUCCUGUGACGUUUAGGCUCCUGUGACGUUUAGUCUCCUGUGACGUUAAGGCUCCUGUGACGUUAAGGCUCCUGUGACGUUUAGGCUCCUGUGACGUUUAGGCUCCUGUGGCUCCUGUGACGUUAAGGCUCCUGUGACGUUUAGGCUCCCGGAGGCUGCUCCUGUUUCACAUGAUUAACGUUGAUGAACCACUGUCACAUUCGCUGGACGACUGAACGGCCUGUGAAGUGAGUCGUGACUGAUGAAUGCCUAUUGUAUAUAGACUAAUUGAAACUGCACAUUUAUGCUAAAUGUCUGCUAAUUAUGUAUGUAAAUUUAAAUAGUGGUCAUAAUAUAGUGACCACAGUUAUUCAUUUUUUGUCAGAGGUGGAUAGUACUCAGUUACUCCAGUUGGCUACAUUUACUUGAGUAACACUUUUUUAAAUUAAAUUGUUGUAGUAUUGUAACACCAUGGUUUUGCCCUACCCACCUCUGCAUUUUAUAAUGUAAAUGUAAGACCACUGUAGCCAACUGGAACACAUUAAAAUCCACCAGAAACCAGGAAAGAGGACCCCCCCAGACUCCCCUUUCAUGUUUGUCUACUGUUCUUGUGACACACACACUCUGACAAGCCGGCAUGGCCAGUUAUUGCUUCCAUAUUAUGUGCAGGAAAGGUAUUAACUGUUAAAUAUAUAGGCCAGUUUGAAGUGGAUUUCAGAAGCUGCACAGAAAUGCAAAUCUCAGGGUAAAGGUGUAAAUAGGGCAGAUGAAUCUUGCUUGUCCCUGUGGUGCUAUGAGUUUUGCCUUGUAUGUGCAUACUGUCCACAUCUUAUCUGUCUUAUGAUGUUACACUGGACAUGUGUCAAUCAUCGCCAUGUUUGUACAUUUUUAUUUGUGUGUUUUUGCCUUUGAUUAUUAAUGGUAUAUUUUUGUUUUUUAAGAAUGAAUGUUGUAGCAUCCUUGUAAAUCACUGUCCAUCAUGUUCAAACCUUGCUCUAUCAUUAAUAAUAAUUUCAUAAUUUCACAUUAUGUGUUACACCUCCUUCCUGUGUAGUUUGCUGCAUUUAUAAAAUAAUAGGUGCCAUGCUUUUUUACUUGGAAUUGAAUGUGUGUAUUUCUUUUCAACAUUACAUUUGUAGCUCACUGAUAAACUUGAGUAAUACUAAC